This is a messenger RNA of Pseudoliparis swirei, 3626 nucleotides long. It is a transcript of the gene zbtb33, whose product is annotated as zinc finger and BTB domain containing 33. The coding region runs from base 44 to 2311 and encodes 755 amino acids. Gene Ontology annotation, molecular function: protein binding; RNA polymerase II cis-regulatory region sequence-specific DNA binding; DNA-binding transcription factor activity, RNA polymerase II-specific. Gene Ontology annotation, biological process: regulation of transcription by RNA polymerase II. The transcript has 2 exons. The record is from RefSeq and is a predicted model, not a curated record. NCBI's taxonomy places the organism in Eukaryota, Metazoa, Chordata, Actinopteri, Perciformes, Liparidae.
UUGACCGAGCAACCACCAACCUUAUAGAGGAAAUAAGUGCGUUAUGCUCAACUACAACAUCGGCACUACAUGUAAAGUAGUCCGCGACAGAACAGCUCAGAAAAACAAGAUGUCUUAUAAUACCGUCAAUCCGGAAAGAAACGUGAAGCAUGUGAGCAAGAGCUUUGACGAGGCUCUGGCAACAGAGUUAUUUUUCACAAAUUUGAGCAUGACCGCCACGUGCCUCAUCUGCAGGCAGCACGUAUUGUUUAAGGGGAUAAUUAUGAGGAGGCAUUACCUCGCAAAACACGCAGAAAAGUAUGAUGAAUACAAAGGACGGAGCAGGAAGACUGUAUCCGACGAGCUUCAUGCUGAAUUCCACAGCUCCAAAGGGACCUCGCCGAUAGAACCUGCACAUGUACCAAAAGAGGUCGCCACAGCCAUGCUGAGUCUCAAGCUGAUAUCUGCGACCGACACACAGUAUUCAGCAGCUGUGCUGAAGUCAUUGAACGAGCAGCGAAAUCAUGGAUUAUUUUGUGAUGUCACCAUUAUCAUACAGGACAAGAAAUUCCGAGCGCACAAAGCAGUCCUGUCAGCUUCAAGUACUUACUUCCACCAGCUCUUCAGUGUAGCCGGACAAGUGAUUGAGUUGAACUUCAUCAAAGCAGAAAUUUUUGAGGAGAUUCUCAAUUACAUUUACAGCUCCAAGAUCUUCCGUGUCCGCUCCGACAUGCUUGAGGAGCUCAUCAAGGCCGGACAAGUACUUGGAGUCAAGUUCAUUGCAAACUUGGGGGCUCCGUUAUCACAAGUUAAGGGUCUGCCUGGUUUGUCAAAGGAGACUGGGAGCAAAAGUGACACAUCCACACAGAUGAUGCCCAUCAUCGCAGAGUCUUUCUCAAUAUCUGCCGAGGAAUUCAAUCAAACAAGCAAGCAGGCGGGCAAUGACUCUGACUCGGAUAGCGACGUUAUGUUCGUCUCACAGACGGAUCCUCAAACUAGGGCAGCCGACCAGAAAGCCAAAUCUGGUGAGGUAAUUGAUUUAGAUACAGCGGAUUCAGGAAACACCGCGUCGAAGCAAAAUGAAGCAUCAAAUCAUACAGUUGCAAAACAAAAAGAGAAAGAUGAGAAAGCCAACACCUCCUUGCAAACAAGUCCUGCACAGCCUCCCAGCAUCAGUGGUCCAAUCCCCAGCAUCCCCAACAGCAGCCCUCUGCACAGUCCAGACAGCAGCUCCAAUAACUUGGUGUCCCCUGCCAGAGUUUCUUCCGGAAGUGCCCCAACAACGCCAGCCAAGUCGAGCAACGCCACACCUGAGCCAUUCAGUGCCUCUCAGACCUCUGAAAACAGCAAACUAAUGGGAGUACACCAGAAGCAGGUCUCUGCUUCUUCUCAGCCGGGGGAUUUCAAAUUGAAGCUUGUAGAUUUGUCUGACCAAGCAGUUCAAACUAACAGUCCCAAAUCGGUCAUAGCAGCGAAAAAGACAGUGACGCUCAACACAACCACCGAGAUCGAUUCAAUUUCAUCAGGCUGUAAAGUGUAUGCGAAUAUUGGGGAAAACACAUAUGACAUUGUCCCAGUGAAGGACGAUCCGGGGGAAGGGGGCUCUAAAGCCAAUAAUGGGAAGAGGUCAUUAAUGGCGACGCCUUUGAAACCCCUGGAUAAACCCCCCACCUCACCGGUGGGCUGCCCGAACAAGAAGAAGACCAAAACGGAGCUCGAGGAUCACUAUGAGCUCAUCAUGGAUGGGAAGACUUUCUACGUGUGCGUCGUCUGCAAGCGCCCCUACGUUUGUCUGACGAGUCUCCGUCGCCACUUCAACACCCACUCGUGGGAAAAGAAGUACCCCUGUCACUUCUGCAACAAGGUCUUUGCACUGGCCGAGUACAGAACUAAACAUGAAAUCCAUCACACGGGAGAGAGGAGGUACCAGUGCUUGGUGUGCAAUGAGACUUUCUUGAACUACCAACUGCUGUCAACCCACUGCAAGCAGGCCCACAACCAGGACCCCAGCGGCAGGAAAGAGAAGGAUGAGACGGACAACAACCUGUACCGGCUCCUGCCGUGUAAAACGGUGCAGAUGAAGCCGUACUCGUGGAGCGAUGACGGGCAGGGGGUCCCGGUCAUAUCGGAGGACGGCAGCGUGCAUCACAUCAGCGCCGUCGGCGAAGAGGUCCACUCCUCCACUCAGAGCAGGAUGUUGAACUGGGACGACAUCUUUAUCGAGCCCGACGCUCACAUGCCGCCGGACGCUCGCGCCCGACCAGCGGCGCCCAUGAACAUUCCUCAGCCAAGAGCCACAGAGUUUGACUUUGUUAUACCAGAGACCUACUGAGCAGCCCGAGCUGCUCCAUGACCUGUGCCUUUUAGGUGCCCCCCCCCCCCCCACACACACACACACACACAUUUCCUCCUUGUUUCCAUGUCAAAAAAUAUUCUUCUGUAAGUCUUAAUAGUCCGCUUAACGUACGGUCACAUUAGCGUAUUCCCUUUUAAUGACAUUUUUCUGUUGUAAUAUUGUACUAAACUCUGAUGAUGCACUCGGCCAGAGCCAGCUAGAGAUGGCUUGAACGUUUUAGUCUGGAGUUGAAGGGAAAGGGAGACGCAGCGAGCCGUUGGCCAUACCGUUACCGUAUCAUUGGAAGAAAUGAUAGUCACGUUAGCAAAAACAUGGAAGUAGUUGCCACACAGUAACGCAAUUAAAGAAGAUUAGUUUAUCUGGAUGAUUGAAAGUUCCAUCCAAGAAAAAGUCAAAACAUGUUUAAUUUGUCACUGUGAUGCAAGUUAUAUCUAUAUAAACUUACAUUUUACUUAUGAUGUAUCCUAUGAGAUAUGCCUUUUUAAGAAUGUGAAUCAUCGGGAGAUGAUUUUGUAGGUAACCUGGCGCCCCGCUUUUCACAGGAUGCAUUAUUAUGCACUUUGUGGUUUCAACAGAUUUGUAUAAAAUACAAGAUUUGACCCGUAAUCAAAUUAAACACUUGCUCGCAUUUUUUUACCUAUCAUGCAUUGGUCAUGAAUUAGACGGAGAGUUGUGAUUGUUUGCAAUUCCACAUAUGGAUAUUGUGGAAAGGAAGAUAUAUCAUGGUUAUUUAAUGUUUCAGUGGUUGAAAAACAAAUUAUGGAUUACUUUUUGGUUGAUUAAACACCUGUUUUCUUUUCUUUCACUUGUACGUUUUUAUUUCCUAUGCUUGUCAUUUUCCCUUUUAUUUUAAAUAUAAAUUUCAAAGCCAAAAUCCUCCAUACAGCAGGCUAGAGACGAGCAUACAUGUAGUGAUAGGAGUUGCAUACAUUGAGAAUGUGUUCAGUCCGUACAUAAAGCACUGGGUGUUUGAUCAGGCAGAGCGGUGGUUCUGUAAAAAAAAAAAAAUGUUUUCAUUGUAUCGAAGAGUGGUGUUAACAUGGGUAUCUAUUUUACUUUGUCUCAUUCAAUAAAAUCAUGCUGAGUUAGUUUAUUAAUUAACAGGUUAACAUUGGUGUCUGAUGUACAGUAUGUUUUUGUCCCGCUGUCUUUUGUUUCAUGUGUAUUUAUUAGGUUAAUAGCCGCAUACAACAUGGAAUAGUUAUUACAUUCUCUGUUCUGUUCUCAUUUAACUAAAUGUUAGUAAAAAGGGUUCCCUAAUGGUGAAUAAAUUAUUAUUUUACUAUUUUAA